This is a messenger RNA of Carcharodon carcharias (great white shark), 2461 nucleotides long. RefSeq names its product piwi-like protein 4. Gene Ontology annotation, cellular component: P granule. The coding region runs from base 26 to 2461 and encodes 811 amino acids. Gene Ontology annotation, biological process: regulatory ncRNA-mediated gene silencing. Gene Ontology annotation, molecular function: protein binding; piRNA binding. Lineage: Eukaryota; Metazoa; Chordata; Chondrichthyes; Lamniformes; Lamnidae. The record is from RefSeq and is a predicted model, not a curated record. The transcript is spliced from 19 exons.
UCAGAGAACAUCUACCCUUACACAAAUGGAGACCUUUGGAACUAACCACACUCAAAAAAAAUCAGAAGCAUGCAGCCUGACAGUAUCUGCUGGUUUUGAAAGACAAGUAAUGAUGGAGAGAGGACGUCCGAGGAGGCGCAAUAUCUUUGAUUUUGGUGUAAAUACAAGAAAAGCAAUGGAACAUGUGAAAGAUUCUAAAUCAGGUUCCAGCGGGAUUCCAGUGAAGAUCGUCACAAAUCUUUUUGCCUUCAGAUCACCCCCAAAAUGGCGCCUGUACCAGUACCAAGUGACCUUCAUGCCGGGCAUUGAAUCAAAACGCUUACGAAUGGCACUGCUGUUCAGCCACAGUGAUCUAUUAGGAAGAAUCAGGGCAUUUGAUGGAGCCAUGUUGUUCCUUCCAAAUAAACUACAAAACCAAGUUACAAAAGUGACAAGCCUGAUGAAAGAUGGCCAAAUAGUGAAUAUAACUAUUGCUCUGACAAGUGAAUUUCCACAGGAUUCUCCCAUGUGCAUCCAGUUCUUCAAUAUCACAAUUAAAAAAGUUCUGAAAAUGCUGUCUAUGUACCAAAUUGGGCGGAACUUUUAUAAUCCAUCAACUCCAAUUCAGAUUCCUCAACAUAGGUUGAUUCUAUGGCCAGGUUUUUCGACUUCAAUCUUGAGAUAUGAGACCAAGACCUUAUUGUCUGUUGAUGUAAGCCAUAAGGUUCUACGCAGUGAAACGGUAUUAGACUUCAUGACUGAGCUAUACAACAGAAUUGGUGACCAGCAUUUCAUUGAUAGCUGUAUGAAGGAAUUAGUGGGAUUCAUUGUUCUUACAAGAUACAAUAACAAAACAUAUCGCAUUGAUGAUAUUGACUGGUCUGUGAAACCUACCAAUGUAUUCGAAAAAGCAGAUGGAACUGAAGUCACUUAUGUUGAUUAUUAUUCACAGCAAUAUGAUGUUUCCAUCACUGAUCUGAAUCAGCCAAUGCUGGUCAGCCAGUUAAAAAGUAAACAUUAUGUCAAAGAUGUGGCUCCACGUAUAGCUCACCUCAUUCCAGAAUUCUGCUUCCUCACAGGGCUAAGUAACCAGGCCCGCUCUGAUUUUCGUAUAAUGAAGGAUCUGGCUGCAGAAACACAGCUGACUCCUGAAAAAAGGCAGCAGCGACUUCAUGAACUGAUUGAUAAUAUUCAGAGAAAUACAGUAGCACGGACUGAGUUGGAAGGAUGGGGAUUACGUCUUGAUGAGCAGAUCUCAUUGGUAGGCCGUGUCCUACAGACUGAGAAAAUUCAUAUGUUUGAUCAUUCUUGCCAGCCAAUGUCACCAGUAGACUGGUCCAGGGAGACUCGAAACUCCAGGAUUAUUGGCAGUCAGCCACUUCAAGACUGGCUGAUGCUUUUCGGUCAAAGAAAUUGUGAAACUGCUGGGAAGCUUUUGGCAUGCCUUAAAAAAGUGGGACCACCAAUGGGUUUUUCAGUUGAGAAUCCAAAAAUGGUACAAGUAAAUGAAAGCCCCACAUCCUUCAUACAAGCUUUGAGGCAUCACAUCGCGAGCAGUACACAGCUGGUAUUGUGCAUCCUACCCUCAAAUCAGAAGAAUAAUUAUGACUGUAUAAAGAAAUUCUUGUGUGUAGAAAAGCCAAUUCCAAGUCAAUGUGUGGUGGCCCGUACUCUAAAUAGAGCAAAUAUGAUGAGUAUUGUCACCAAAAUUGCUUUGCAGAUGGCUUGCAAAAUAGGGGGAGAAUUGUGGAUGGUGGAGAUUCCCUUAAAGUCAUUGAUGAUCAUCGGUAUUGAUAUUAACCGUGAUGCACUCAGAAAGGGGAUAUACGUUGGAUUUGUGGCAAGUAUCAACACUACAAUCACAAAAUGGUUGUCUCGCUGUGUCUUCCAGCCUUCCAAUGUCGAAGUAGCUGAUUGUUUGAAAGUUUGCAUGAGAGGUGCUCUAAACAAAUGGCUUGAAGUGAAUCAUGUCCUACCUGGCCGCAUUGUUGUUUAUCGCGAUGGUGUAGGAGAUGGUCAACUCAUGACAUUAGUAGACUAUGAAGUGCCCCAAAUACUGGACAGCUUCAAGAUGGUUAACUCGGACUAUAGCCCCAAAGUAACAAUCGUUGUAGUUCGGAAAAAAGGUAACUGCAGAUUCUUUGCUGACGUGAACGGAAUGCUUCAAAAUCCACCAGUUGGCACUGUGAUUGACAACGAGGCAACUCGCCCUGAAUGGUAUGACUUCUUCCUAAUCAGUCAAUGUGCACGCCAAGGCACUGUUUCUCCAACAUACUACAAUGUUGUGUAUGACAACAGCAAGAUGAAACCAGACCAUGUGCAGAGAUUAACCUACAAGAUGUGUCACCUCUAUUACAACUGGCAAGGUGUGAUUCGAGUUCCAGCUCCAUGUCAGUAUGCCUUCAAACUUACAACUCUGGUGGCUCAGAACGUUCAUAGAGAGCCUGACUUAGAGUUAGCUGAUCGCCUUUUCUUCCUGUGA